AUGAAUAAUGGUAUUGAUGUUGCUGAUGGUGAUAAACAAUCAAUAAAAAAUUAUAGUGAAGCUAAAUUAAUUUAUUUUAAUUGUAAGUUUUUUUUUGUUCUUAACAUGUUUGUUGGUGUUGUUGUUAAAAAUUUUCAUAAUUGUCGAGUUGAACAGGAAAUUGAAGAACAAGCUCGAAAUAAAUUAAAACGGUUUUUUAUUUUUGCUACAUUUGGAGUUGAACUAUUUCGUAGAUUAGAAUGUAAUGAAGAACAAUUAUAUAGGGCUAUUGAUAAACAUGCAGAUUUUCAAAAUUUUGGUAUAGCUCUACUAACAUUAUUUCGUGUUGCAACAGGUGAUAAUUGGAACAGUAUUAUGAAAGAUACUCUACGUCAAGAUGAUUUAUCGUAUACUAAUAAAUAUCAUUUUAUAACAAUUAUUUCACCAAUUUAUUUUGUUAUUUUUAUUCUUCUGGCUCAAUUUGUUCUUCUCAAUGUUGUUGUUGCUGAUUCAAAUCGAAUAAUUGAUGAUAAUAUUCAAAUUAAUCAAAAACUUCAACUUGAUAUUUCCAAUCAAAAUUCUAUUGAACAUUCUUUAGUUAAUAUAAAUACACUCAAUAGUGAAGAUUCUAUUCGUUAUUAA
Messenger RNA from Adineta steineri, 621 nucleotides. NCBI's taxonomy places the organism in Eukaryota, Metazoa, Rotifera, Eurotatoria, Adinetida, Adinetidae. The record is from the annotation of a GenBank genome assembly.